UAUUCUGGUAGGACGUAUGCCUACCAUUAGUUCUGAACACUGGUGAGGUUUGAGGGCAAAAUGGCCGUGUUGAUUGGAAUUGCUUUCAGAGUUUCUUGGCUUUGUUGCCUGCUAUUUGGAGGGAUAACGUGUUCUACAUCAGAAGGUGAUUGGUCUCCUGCACUGGGUUCUAAUGCAGCAUGGCUCUAUACAGGAUCACUUGGGUCUCUAGGAUAUGGAAAUUAUAAGUCUCCAACAACUCAAAUGAAAGCGCAACAGAAACAUCCGUCCUCCAUCCUGCGGAAGGAACUGGCUCCCAUGUCCCAGCAAGUGAGAGAUCAAGCUCAAAUGCCCCAGAAUCAACCAGCCAAUGAACUUCAGAAGCAACUUACUGCCAUGAAACAGCAAGUGUGGCAUCCAGCUCCAAUGCCCCUGCAGCAGAAGCAACCGACCGCCGUUCCCCAGCAAGUGUGGCAUCGAGAUCAAAUGCCCGUACAGCAGAAGCAACCGACCGCCGUGCUCCAGCAAGUGUGGCAUCCUGCUCUAAUGCCCCUGCAGCAGAAGCAACCGACCGCCGUGCCCCAUCUAGUGUGGAAUCCAGCUCAAAUGCCCCUGCAGCAGAAGCCAUCGACCGCCGUGCCCCAGCAAUUGUGGCAUCAGGCUCAAAUGCCCCUGCAGCUGAAGCCACCGACCGCCGUGCCCCAGCAAGUGUGGCAUCCAGCUCCAAUGCCCCUGCAGCAGAAGCAAGUGUGGCAUCCAGCUCCAAUGCCCCUGCAGCAGAAGCAACCGACCGCCGUUCCCCAGCAAGUGUGGCAUCGAGCUCAAAUGCCCGUACAGCAGAAGCAACCGACCGUCGUGCCCCAGCAAGCGUGGCAUCCAGCUCAAAUACCCCUGCAGCAGAAGCAACCGACCGCAGUGCCCCAGCAAGCGUGGCAUCCAGCUCAAAUGCCCGUGCAGCAGAAGCAACCUACCGCCGUGCCCCAGCAAGUGUGGCAUCCUGCUCAGAUGCCCAUGCAGCAGAAGCAACCGACCGCCGUGCCCCAGCAAGCGUGGCAUCCAGCUCAAAUGCCCGUGCAGCAGAAGCAACCUACCGCCGUUCCCCAGCAAGUGUGUUAUCCAGCUCAAAUGCCCCUGCAGCAGAAGCAACCAGCCGCCGUGCCCCAGCAAGUAUGGCAUCCAGCUCAAAUGCCCCUGCAGCUGAAGCAACCCCCCACUGAACCUCAGAAGGAACUGUCGUCUAUGCCCCAGCAAGUGUGGUAUCGAGCUAAAAUGCUCCAGCAGCAAAAUCAUCUGGCUGCCAUGCCACAGAUGCCUCCUCUCAUGUGGCAUCCAGCUCAAUUUCCUCAGCAGGAGCUGUCCGUCGAACCCCAGCAGGAGCUGGCGGUCGAACCCCAGCAAGUGGGGUAUCCAGCUCAAAUGCCCCUGCAGCUGAUGCAACCCCCCACUGAACCUCAGAAGGAACUUUCGUCUAUGCCCCAGCAAGUGUGGUAUCGAGCUAAAACUCUCCAGCAGCAAAAUCAUCUGGCUGCCAUGCCACAGAUGCCUCUUCUCAUCCGGCAUCCAGCUCAAUUUCCCCAGGAGCAGGAGCUGGCCGUCGAACCCCAGGAGCAGGAGCUGGCCGUCGAAUCCCAGCAAGUUAGGUAUCCAGCUCAAAUGCUCCAGCAGCAACCAAACCCCAUUCCUCAGCAAGAAUGGCAUGUAGCUCAAAUGCCCCUGCAGCAGAAGCAACUGGCCACUGAACCGACCGCCAUGCCCCAGCAAGUGUGGUAUCGAGCUAAAAUGCUCCAGCAGCAAAAUCAUCUGGCUGCCAUGCCACAGAAGCAACAGGCCUUCAUUCCCCAGCAGCCUCCGCUCGUGUGGCAUCCAGCUCAAUUUCCCCAGCAGCAGAAGGGCCUGGCCAUCGAAACCCAGCAAGUUAGGUAUCCAGCUCAAAUGCUCCAGCAGCAACCGAACCACAUCCCUGAGCAAUUAUGGCAUGUAGCCCAAAUGCCCCAGCAGCAACUGGUCCCAAUGUCUCAGCAGAAGCACUACGAAAGCACUGAAGAUGGCGCCUCUAGUAAUUCUCAGUUCCAAAUCAGUUCCAAAUCACACUACGAGAAUGGCAGAACUGUCUUCUCCCAAACCCACUACACUCAUAGGGAGGCUAUGCCUGUUGACAGUGGAAAUGCUCCCAAUGACAGUGAUGUUGGCAUAUUUGAACCAAGCACAUACCCACCACUAGUAAAGGAUCCUACAAGGGAAAUCUAAUGGUGGCUUCAUCCUUCAGCAGCUGAUGGUUUCAGUCAUGCUUUUGUUCUGACCAGGAAGUUAUUGUUCUUGCUACUCUUGCAUGAUUGAAUCAAUAAACAAUUUUACUUUCCA
Molecule: messenger RNA, 2340 nt
Organism: Salvelinus fontinalis (brook trout)
Lineage: Eukaryota; Metazoa; Chordata; Actinopteri; Salmoniformes; Salmonidae
Product: involucrin-like
Exons: 5
Coding region: 61-2226 (721 amino acids)
Source: RefSeq, a predicted model, not a curated record